CUGGAUGAAAGAAUGAGAGAGUUGGUAGAACCAUUUCUCUACAACAAAGGAGAAGGAAGAAUGGUUCCUAUCACGGAGCUUGUGUUGCUACGCAACCAAGAGAGACCUCGACACAAACUCAGCAACGAGAUUGUUGAGGAUAAACUGGAUGAAAGAAUGAGAGAGCUGGUAGAACCAUUUCUCUACAACAAAGGAGAAGGUAGAAUGGUUCCUAUCACGGAGCUUGUGUUGCUACGCAACCAAGAGAGACCUCGACAUAAACAAUUAUCACAACAGAGAGGAGUCAACAGUAAAAAUUCUGUAAAGGACAGCAGAGGUCAAGAUGAUCCCUCUACAAGUAACGGAGUGAUCUCCAACAGUAAUAAAGGAUUCGAGAAGUGCCGUGAGGUAUGCUGGGACUUGAGUCAGUGUGGGUCGGUUGGAGAAACGAUUCUCCACCUCUGUCUUCUGCUGUCCACUUCUAUCCACGCUGAACUGGCCAAGCGACUCAUCAAGCUCUUCCCAAAGCUAGUUAACGAUAUUUACAUCAGUGAUGAAUUUUACGGGGAAUCUGUACUUCACAUGGCAAUAGUCAACGAAGAUCCAGCUAUGGUCAAGUUUUUGUUGGACAGUGGGGCUAAUUACCAUGAACGUUGUGUAGGCAACUUCUUUUGUCCAGAAGACCAGAAGGCGUCCAGGAUGGACAGUUUAGACCAUGAAUGGGUAGACGUGGUGACCAAGACUAAUUAUGAAGGAUAUGUAUACUGGGGUGAAUACCCCCUAUGCUUCGCUGCUUGUUUGGGUCAAGAGGAGUGUUAUCGGCUCCUUCUAGCCAAAGGGGCAGACCCCAACAGACAAGACACUAAUGGAAACACUAUUACUCAUAUAAUGGUUAUCUAUGAGAAAAUAAACAUGUUCAACAUGGUGUAUGAGCUUGGAGCUUCUAUCAGUAUCGUCAAUCGGCAAGGCCUAACUCCAUUGACACUAGCUGCAAAGUUGGCGAAGAAAGAGAUUUUCUUUCACGUUUUGAAACUGCAGAGAGAGAUCUACUGGCAGCUGGGUAACAUCACCUGUGAAGCUUAUCCUCUGGAUGAGAUCGACACGAUUAACAACCAAACAGGAGAGGUUAACAAAGCGUCUGUGUUGAAUCUCAUGGUUUAUGGGGACAAACUAUAUCAUCUGGAUAUGUUAGAAGGUCUACUCAUUGAUCUUCUUCAUUGCAAAUGGAACACUUUUGUGAAGUUUAGGUUUUACAAGCAGUUUGCAACAUUUGCUGUCUACUUUCUCAUUUCUUUAACGUGUUUUGUGUUAAGACCAGCCCCUCUGGUGGGAAACGAGGAAGAAACAGAUACGAAUUUGACUUCAAAGGAGUUUUACAAAAAUUCAAGCUUAUCUUUACCAUCACCACCAUCAGAUGGCCAACAUUACUGCUUGGCUUUAAGCAAUGAUAGUAAAGUAAACGUGCAUCACUUGGUUUUAGAAUGUUUGACGAUAGGGGGCGCCUUUCUGUAUCUUCUUAGUUCUGCUAAUGAAGCACGUCUCCUUGGUUACCAGACUUUCUUGGAGAACUUAGUAACAGUACCGUCUCGAGCGCUGUUUCUGUGUUCCUGUACUUUAGUGAUGUUAAUGGUUCCUCUUCGUCUUGCAUGUGCAUCACGUGUGGAAGACGUUGUAGGAGUAUUCGUCAUGAUCACCACCGCCCCCUAUUUUCUUUUCUUUUGCAGAGGUUUCAAACUUGUGGGGCCGUUCGUUGUUAUGAUUUAUAAAAUGAUCAUCACAGAUCUUCUUCGUUUUGUAACGAUCUACUUGGUAUUUGUUAUGGGUUUCUCCCAAGCCUUUUACGUCAUAUUUCUAACGCACAACGGAGAGGGCGCGAACUUUUUUGGCAGUCCAGUAGCUAGCGUCAUGGCCAUGUUUGUGAUGUCACUAGCAGAGUUUGGCGAUAUUUACGAGGAGUUUGAAAAUACCGCAUAUCCGACAGUUGCUAAGAUACUGUUCAUCAUGUACAUGGCUCUCGUCACCAUCCUCCUUAUUAACAUGCUGAUUGCUAUGAUGGGCAAAACCUACCAGAAUAUUGCUGAGAGGAGGAACGAAUGGGUCCGCCAGUGGGCCCGGAUCGUCCUAGUGGUGGAGAGAGGUGUGCCACCUUCUGAAUCUCUAAAACAGCUCUCACAGUACUCUCAACCUAUGGCUGACGGUCGAAGAGCUUUAGUACUGAGAAGGCAGCGAAGUGUCAGUGAACUGGAAGAAAUCCGGACCCUUGGAAACAUGAAGGCUAUUCAUCUUGAAAACAGACGCCGACAGGAGGCGGGAUCGAACAUUCUUUCCCCCAAAAGUACACCAGUUAAAACAUAUAGUGUUCCCAGCCUUUGAAGAAUGUCUGUCGUCCUUUUUAUUGGAUUUAUUUUUCUAGAGUAAACUGUUCAUUGUUCUUUUAUAUUUUGCAGUAACUCUUUCAGACAAAAUAACUGUAUUUUUUGUUUUGUUUUUCCAAGGACUUAUUUCCCUUAAACUGUAACUAUCACUGUCGUAUUUACAACUUGAUUGGUACCUUAUGCGGCACAAGGGCUAAAUUGCCAGUCAGUGACACUUAAGGUUCUUGCAUAAUAAACACCCAUAAUUUAGAACUGCUACCAAACUGGAAAGAAAAUAGUCAGCAGCACACGCCGCCUACGCGUUUACUCCUAACCGAGUAGCAGGAUUGGCUGCUAAUGUUAUAAAGUCUCAACAGUUGAAAAUGUGGAGUCUUCAGUGAAAUAUCGCGGCUCGAACCUUGGAUCUCACCCCCCCCCCCGGUACGCUAAUCACUAAGCCUUAGUGGUUGACAGUUUCAUGAGACUUUUUGUAUAUCACUGCCACCUGUAAUACUUGACAACGUUUAAUAAUUGUCUUGCUGUGAUAUAAUUAUAAUUUUAUAAGAAACGUAAUAUUCAUACGUCACACUAAGUGAUGUCACGAUUUACUAAGAUCUGUGACGUAGCUUGCAACGUCAUCAUUAGGUAAGACUUAACUAUGAAGUAAAGUGUAAAUACCAGCGAUUUAUUCACCUACAAACCUGUUAGGCAAGGUGUUGAUUUUAUAAACGACUUCAUGCCCCUGUAAUUAGUCUCCGUGCCAGAAUCUUGUAACUUCUUCAGCAUAUUUACAGACAUUGGAGGUGUACAAUUUAUUGACUUUUGUAAUUAUAGCAACAAACACUUUAACGUCAUGUUGUUAUGACGGGUUGGCGGAUCAUAUUAUACGACGUGCAGGUUAAUGAUGUGUAAAAAAUGUUUGGCAUCAUUUCCAGUCGGUCCUUUCAACAGGUAUGCAAUUACCGAAGGAUGCUCGGGCAACAGCUGGAUUUAAUUGUUCUUCAACGAACAAGUCAAUUAAUGUUAAAUGUACAUAUACAUCGUAUUCCCUGCGCUAACAGUUGUCUAAUCUUUAAGCUAGGAACUACUGAUCUAUAGACGUGUGGCUUUUGGUCAGUUGUCAAAUUCUUAGCAGUACGAGGUUAGUUUCUUCAAAAACGUAAUCUCCGGUAUUACGUAAUAAGGAACGAGUCUUGUGAAUGACGUAAUUUCCGGUGUUAAGCGGCAUGGAUUCAGUUUGACUAAUGACGUAAUUUCCGAUAUUAAUUUCCACUUGAUACCAACAAAAGCUAAUUUGAAAGAAUGUGAUAACGUAUGUGUGUGUGUGUGACCGUUUGUGUGUUAAUAUGCAGUAAUUCAAAUUAUAUAUAUUGUACCAACCUUCCAGCUCGACGUGUUUCGCUCUUACUGUAUUAAAUUAGGAAACACAGUACAAGUUGGAACAGCAGAAAGUUUACAGACUUACAAUGCCUAAAUCCGGGGUUCGAUUCCACGCGGUGGACACAGCAGAUAGCUUUGCUCUGAAAGACCCAACCAUACCUAUUAUUUGUACUUGCUAGGUGUCUGUGUUUGAUUAUGUUUGGUUGAGUUCACGUGUAUUCUUUGGUGCAGAUCAGGUCAUUCGUGAAGGUUUCAAACAGUUCAGGAAAAAAAAAACACCACCAAAGUUCAAAAAGUGAAACUUUACAUAAUUCUAGAGCAUUCUAGAGAUCAGGCGUACAAACAAACAAAAACUAUCACUUGUAUUUCUAAGAUAUCGGAUAUUUUUCGUAUGUGUGUCUCAACUUUCCACUGUAGAGAUAGUUUCGUGAUGUUUGGUGUCAUAUUCUUCUCGGAUCACCU
This is a messenger RNA of Limulus polyphemus (Atlantic horseshoe crab), 4175 nucleotides long. Its product is annotated as transient receptor potential cation channel subfamily V member 5-like. The annotation marks the transcript as partial. The record is from RefSeq and is a predicted model, not a curated record. Lineage: Eukaryota; Metazoa; Arthropoda; Merostomata; Xiphosura; Limulidae. Gene Ontology annotation, molecular function: calcium channel activity; protein binding. Gene Ontology annotation, cellular component: membrane. Gene Ontology annotation, biological process: calcium ion import across plasma membrane. The transcript has 16 exons.